Messenger RNA from Cydia amplana, 2848 nucleotides. RefSeq names its product protein lines (gene lin). NCBI's taxonomy places the organism in Eukaryota, Metazoa, Arthropoda, Insecta, Lepidoptera, Tortricidae. The transcript is spliced from 2 exons. Bases 300 to 2735 code for a protein of 811 amino acids. The record is from RefSeq and is a predicted model, not a curated record.
CAAGGUAAAGAAUACCUCAACUGAAUGAGCGUCAUAUUGUACGUAAUGGAGUCGAUGUUCUGUUGAACAUAGUUUUUCUUACAACAAAUAGUGUUUCCUCAAGAAAAUUCACAUAAAAGUUUGUGUUAAUGUGCAUUAUUGGAUUACAGUGAAUGAUAUACAACAAUUUAUGGAUUCCACCGACAGAAUUAUCGACUACAACAACCUCACCCGUCUGUCAAUGUCUGGCGAUUGGUGCGGUUCAAAUAUAAAUCUGUUUUGCGGACGUGAUUGAUAGAGCCAGGCCUGUCGACGGGUUCAUGGUUUUGCGAGGGCACUUAGAUUGCGAAACGCAAUCAAAUGAAGGUAUGGCUUCCGAUCAGCCCGUUAAGAAGAAGCAGCGUAUAGACGCGCCCGACAUCGACGACGGCAGCGACAGGUCGGCUGAGGAGAUCACUGAUAUAUUUGACUCGGAAACCUCUCCAGCGGAGCCAUCAGACGACUUUCCUCGAAAUGGUGAGUCUCCUGACAGCGGAACCGUUAGCGAGGAUGCCGUGGACUGCUCAACCAUCCUCCGGCUGCCUAGUGAAGAAAUAAUACCAUCCUGUUCAAGUACAACCCAGCAAUGGACAGUGGCUGAUGACAAACUGCUUGCUGAGCUAAGAAUUCUACAAGAAAACCUUGUAGGCCAGUGUCUGUGCACGGUAGAGGAACAUAAAGUCUCGCAAAUGUUUGAUAGACGGCUAAACAUUGUAUCAUGGCCGUUAACAUGCUCAUUGACUUAUUUAUCUACUAUGCAGCUGAUGUUUGACAUAUAUUUAAAACAAAAUAAUACUGGUACAAUAUGUUCAAAGUUGAUGCAAGCUUGUGACAUGCUCGUGAGGAACCGGCAUGAUUGGAUUACAGAAGUUGUAGAACUUGCUGACCAUAAAAGCAAAUUCAUAACAUUUGUGGCCAGUAGAGUGUUAGCAAGCUUUCUCAUAGUUGCUAAAGACACUGUUGAUGAGAACUGGCUCCAACAAAUCGCAGAAAACAUCUACCUUUUUGAUAGAAUUAAUAGGAUAACAGUACAAAAGAUUAACUUUAGUCUUGAUAUUAUUAAAAGGAUAGUUGAAUGGAAAGAUGUGGAACAGCAUCCAUUAGAAGAUAGCAACUACAUCAACUCGGUGGGCAACAUGCAUGUUCAGGAAGACAAUCCGUUCAGGAGUAGUGCCGGUUACAGUACAAGUCAGAUGCCAUCCAGCUCCCAUGGAGACAAUUUACAUAAUGAGUUUUCAAAUCUCCAAACACACGGUGCACCAUCGACAUCCUCAGGUGAAAAGCCUGCCGAAACCAAACCGGUUACAUUCAAGCUUCACGAGCCAGUGCUAAAGUUUCCUAUGGACCAGCAAGUUAGUGGGAUAGAGCAGCCGGAAUCCCCUGAGCCUCCAGCGUCUAGAAUGGAACGGGUCAAUGAGAAUGGUUGUGUAACAGUCAUACUAACAGACUCGGAGUCAUUUGACACUUCACACAUCAAAUGCUUGACUAUAAAGACGCUAGAGCAGCACUGGCCUGUCCUAGUUAAGAACAUGAAGCUCCUACUCCUCCGGUACCUGAAUUUAGCGAAUGCUGAAAACUGUAUACUAACAUUUUUCUCACUAUGGGAGAAUAUUAUUAGCGUAAAAGCCAACCUCUCAGUGAUAGACACUAAGCCAUUUUACGCAGACUUGCAGGGUUUUGUAGAUUUGUUAAGGAACACCAUUCUCCCGAGCAUGGUGUACACGCAUUUAUUAAGUUUGUUUAACGAAGUUUUAUGCUAUGGCUCCACAUUGGCGCUACAAGAUAUUUUGCCUGAAGAGAUAUGUUGUUUAGCGCACUCUAUUGUCAGAUUUGUGAAAGAUUUCAGGCUUCUCAAUGAUGUAAGAGUCCGGAACAGUAGAAGUGGUUUUGGUUUCCUAGGGAAUGAAUGCACUGUUCUCAGGGACUACUCUCUAGGUCCCACAGUUACGGCACUUUCAGCGUCUAUACAACUGGUAGAUCAAAGCUAUGGAGACGAUGAUAAUGAUGAUACCAAUCAGUCUAACACUGAAGUAGACAAAACUAUGUUACAAAGAAUGUCUCUCUUAGUCCUGAAAUCCAUAGCAGUAACGGUUAAAGAGAUGAGAUGCGAUUCCUCAGACAGUUCUAUUGAUUCUUCUGAUUACAAUGCCAUACAAGACAUGCAGAUAGUAGAAAGAUCUAUACGUGAUGUCUUAAAAAAAUUAGAUGCUUUUAUUAGAAACACUAUGGAAUUCCAUCCGGAGACUCCUUUCACUAAAAUGCUGAUACACUUAUUUAGUGAACAGGAUGACUAUCUAAUUGAAUCCAUGGUGUGCACUUUGGAUAUAACUGUCGGUAUAGUGUACAGAAACUCUAUGUAUCCCGACUUAAUACCUAUGCUGAACCCUAUAGCUUCUUUUAUAGAGUUCUUGAAAGUAGUUUCGCAUGAUAGUGAUGUGUUACUAGACUACUUAGUGAGCAAUGAGACCUGUUUCUUGCUGUAUUUGCUUCGGUUCCUCAAGUAUGUGAGGCGCAACUGGCCGAAGUUUAUAGAAACGUGUCAACACACUGACUCCGCUGGCAGCCGAGGCCUGGAUGACACUAUGCGGGUUUUAAUACGGCUCAGAUUGCAGAUCAGUAGACUUGUAUCACGAUCUUUGUUCCCGUAUAAUAUCAGCCCAGUACUGAGACUGUUAGAGGUGUGUGAGAGCCUUUAUGAAGGCAAUGAAUUGAGCUGAAAAUUCAUGUAUGACUUGAUACGGAUCGGCUGACACACUUGACACAGGGAUAUCUGAUGUAUAUUUCUGACUACACAUAGUCCAAUUUGCCCUAUUAUUUGCAUAUGCAUACA